AUGGACAGCCUCCUGAUGAAAAGGAAACUCUUCCUCUACAACUUCAAGAACUUGCGCUGGGCCAAAGGCCGUCGUGAAACCUACCUCUGCUAUGUUGUAAAGCGCCGUGACAGUGCCACAUCAUGCUCCCUGGACUUUGGAUAUCUGCGCAAUAAGAUGGGUUGUCACGUGGAGGUGCUCUUCCUGCGCUACAUCUCAGCCUGGAACUUGGACCCGGGUCGUUGCUACCGUAUCACCUGGUUCACCUCCUGGAGCCCUUGCUAUGACUGUGCCCGGCACGUGGCCGACUUCCUGCGCACCUAUCCCAACCUGACACUCCGCAUCUUCACUGCACGCCUCUACUUCUGUGAGGACCGCAAGGCUGAGCCUGAGGGGCUGAGGCGCCUGCACAAGGCAGGGGCUCAGAUUGCCAUCAUGACCUUCAAAGACUACUUCUAUUGCUGGAAUACGUUUGUGGAGAACAGGGAAAAAACAUUCAAAGCCUGGGAAGGACUGCAUGAAAACUCUGUCCAUCUGUCCAGGAAACUUCGACGGAUCCUCCUGCCGCUCUACGAAGUAGAUGAUUUACGAGAUGCCUUUAAAAUUCUGGGACUUUGA
Indicator indicator is the source of this 597-nucleotide messenger RNA. RefSeq names its product activation induced cytidine deaminase (gene AICDA). Bases 1 to 597 code for a protein of 198 amino acids. Gene Ontology annotation, molecular function: zinc ion binding; RNA binding; cytidine deaminase activity. Lineage: Eukaryota; Metazoa; Chordata; Aves; Piciformes; Indicatoridae. Gene Ontology annotation, cellular component: cytoplasm; P-body; nucleus. Gene Ontology annotation, biological process: DNA cytosine deamination; cytidine to uridine editing; negative regulation of single stranded viral RNA replication via double stranded DNA intermediate. The transcript is spliced from 5 exons. The record is from RefSeq and is a predicted model, not a curated record.